AUGGAAAUAUAUCACCUGAAGAAUAUCUUAGUAAUCGCCUUUGGAUAUUUACUAAUAUACAUUUCUUUUGGUGGACUUCAAACAUUGCAGAGUAGUCUAAAUUCUCACGGAGGUCUUGGUGUUGUAUCUCUAAGUGUUAUAUAUGGAAGCCAGAUCUUAUCUUCCGUUGUUUUUACUCCAUAUGUAAUAAGGAAGCUUGGCUGCAAAUGGACAGUUACAAUUUCUAUGUGUUUUUACAUCACCUAUACCUUGGCAAACUUCUAUCCGAAAUGGUACACCCUUAUUCCAACAUCUGUGCUGGUAGGCUUAGCUGGGAGUCCUUUCUGGACCGCAAAAUGUACCUAUCUCACUCUUAGUGCACAGCAACGGGCUCAGAAAGAAAACAAGGUCACAAUGCAUAUAAUAAAUCAAUAUUUUGGAAUAUUUUUCUUAAUAUUUCAGUCAGCGAGAAUUUGGGGAAAUCUUCUUUCUUCUUUAAUAUUACAUUUAUCAAGUGAAAACGCAUGUGGUGCUUUAGCAGUUUUACUGAUCUAUAUGUUUUUGGAUCCAAUUGAUCUUCAAAAUGAAAAGAAAAAAGAUGGAUACCCUCAAUAUUUUUGGAAUGAUUUCCUUGCAACAUUAAAACACCUACAAGACAAACGCCAAUGUUUAUUAAUCCCCUUAACUAUAUACUCAGGAAUUGAACAAGGAUUUAUUUUAAGUGACUAUACAAAGUCAUAUGUCACCUGCUCUUUGGGAAUUAAAUUUGUUGGUUAUGUGAUAAUCAUUUUUGGAGCAAUGACUUCGAUUUGUUCUUUCCUGUUUGGAAAACUCUUUGAAUAUGUCAACAGGAUUGCUUUCUUUAUUCUAGCUACAGUAAUUAAUAUUAUCUGCAUAUCAGUUUUAUUUGUAUGGAGACCGAAUCCUGAGCAACUUGGAAUGUACUUUGUGUUUUCUGGACUGUGGGGCAUUGCAGAUGCUAUUUGGCAAGCAUCAGUAAAUGCUCUCUAUGGAAUACUCUUUGAAGGUAACAGAGAAGCCGCUUUUGCUAAUUACCUUCUGUGGAAAUCUCUGGGAUAUGUCUUAUCUUUUGGAUAUAGCCCAUUUUUAUGUAUUAACAUAAAGUUAUCAGUUUUAAUAUUUAUUUUAUUAGUGGGCAUGUUUUGUUAUGGAAUUGUUGAAUAUUUUGAAUGGAAAAAAACAGUAUCGAAGAUUACCAAUAUUAUUGUUGUAGACAACUUUAAUCGGAAACCACAAGGGACUAUUAAAGACUCCGUUCAAGGUUUCAUCAUCAUUAUGUCAUUGAAGAUCAUCGUUUGA
Pelobates fuscus (common spadefoot toad) is the source of this 1299-nucleotide messenger RNA. Its product is annotated as protein unc-93 homolog A-like. The transcript has 8 exons. NCBI's taxonomy places the organism in Eukaryota, Metazoa, Chordata, Amphibia, Anura, Pelobatidae. The coding region runs from base 1 to 1299 and encodes 432 amino acids. The record is from RefSeq and is a predicted model, not a curated record.